Molecule: messenger RNA, 654 nt
Organism: Aspergillus melleus
Lineage: Eukaryota; Fungi; Ascomycota; Eurotiomycetes; Eurotiales; Aspergillaceae
Product: Ran family GTP-binding nuclear protein
Exons: 5
Coding region: 1-654 (217 amino acids)
Biological process (GO): ribosomal subunit export from nucleus; protein import into nucleus
Cellular component (GO): nucleus; cytoplasm
Molecular function (GO): GTPase activity; GTP binding
Source: RefSeq, a predicted model, not a curated record
AUGGCUGAAGCCGCGCAGGCCCCACCAACCUUCAAGCUCGUCCUUGUCGGUGACGGUGGUACUGGAAAGACCACCUUCGUCAAGCGUCACUUGACUGGCGAGUUCGAGAAGAAGUACAUCGCCACUCUCGGUGUCGAAGUGCACCCUCUUACUUUCACCACCAACCUGGGAACGAUCCAGUUCGACGUGUGGGACACGGCCGGUCAGGAGAAGUUCGGUGGUCUCAGAGAUGGUUACUAUAUCAACGGCCAGUGCGGUAUCAUCAUGUUCGAUGUGACCUCGCGUAUCACCUACAAGAACGUCCCCAACUGGCACCGUGAUCUCGUCCGUGUCUGCGAGGGUAUCCCCAUCGUGCUGUGCGGUAACAAGGUCGAUGUUAAGGAGCGUAAGGUGAAGGCCAAGACCAUCACCUUCCACCGCAAGAAGAACCUCCAGUACUACGACAUCUCCGCCAAGUCCAACUACAACUUCGAGAAGCCCUUCCUGUGGCUUGCUCGCAAGCUGGUCGGCAACCCCCAGCUGGAAUUCGUUGCUGCCCCCGCUCUCGCUCCCCCCGAGGUGCAGGUCGACCCCGAGCUCCUUGCCAAGUACAACGACGAGAUGGCCGCCGCCGCCCAGAUGCCUCUGCCCGACGAGGAGGACGCAGACCUCUAA